Schistosoma curassoni is the source of this 270-nucleotide messenger RNA. The record is from the annotation of a GenBank genome assembly. Lineage: Eukaryota; Metazoa; Platyhelminthes; Trematoda; Strigeidida; Schistosomatidae.
AUGAGUGAUGAUGAUGAUGAUGAUGAUGAUGAUGAUGAUGAUGAUGAUGAUGAUGAUGAUGAUGAUGAUGAUGAUGAUGAUGAUGAUGAUGAUGAUGAUGAUGAUGAUGAUGAUGAUGAUGAUGAUGAUGAUGAUGAUGAUGAUGAUGAUGAUGAUGAUGAUGAUGAUGAUGAUGAUGAUGAUGAUGAUGAUGAUGAUGAUGAUGAUGAUGAUGAUGAUGAUGAUGAUGAUGAUGAUGAUGAUGAUGAUGAUGAUGAUGAUGAUGAUUGA